Messenger RNA from Porites evermanni, 16453 nucleotides. The record is from the annotation of a GenBank genome assembly. NCBI's taxonomy places the organism in Eukaryota, Metazoa, Cnidaria, Anthozoa, Scleractinia, Poritidae.
ACUUAUGCGUUUGCAUAUCUGACUGCUGCAGGUGGCAUUACACUCAUAGCGUUGACUGGUUAAUUUUUGUCUCAUAACUUAGGAUUCGAGGGUAAAAUGUUGGCUUGAACUCCUAUGACAGGUAAUUCUUUUAUUCACAGCUAGAUUCUAUUCAUUGGUUUUUGUUAUCUUACAGGUAUUUUGGUACCGUUAACUAUACUAAAGGCUGGUGUCCCGGAAGCAAAGCGGCUACUUUCAGUCAGAAUGGUUCCUAUGCUACUGUCUCUAACAUUAACAUAACAACCUGUGACUUUACAAUUGCUUUUUGGGUAAAGUAUAAUGGUGUUGACGGGCCUAUACUGGCACUUUGGUCAAAGGGUGGAAAACUAUUUUAUGUUACGGUCAAGAAUUCCCGACUCAUUUUAUCGAUACACAACAGUUUCCACUUACAAAUCAAUUACUGGAAUCACGUAGCAGUAACCUGUCAGCUGAACAAGAUCAAGGUGUUCGUUAAUGGUACGGAGAAGGCAUUGAUGGACGAAUGGAAUGAGUAUUUCUUCUCAUCGUUAGCCCGUUAUCAGUCAGAGUACAUCAUAGGGAAUGAUCCAGAUUUCGUCCAGAUGCCAAUGGCAAAUGGGGUGUUUGUUGGAGCAGUCAUGGAUUUUUAUGUGACUGGGAAAGCUUUAUCCGUGAAGCAGAUUGGUGACUUAAUCAAAGGUAAGAGUAUUAUCUAAAAAAAUGCACUUGUAUAUUAAUUAUUGGAGUGUUAAUGCAUUUAGCACGAAAGUACUAAUUGGGGACACUAUUUUAUUUGGCCAUUUGCCGACAUUAUGAUGUCGGGACAUCGAGGAGGCAGCACCAGAGAAUUCACUUUCUGACUUGAGUGACAAUGAGAUUGAAAUUGGAUAAGUACUAAUAAGAGUCUUCCCCGAAGACGGAGUUUUCUUCAGAGUAUUUUACAGAAACCUUGCUUUGUUAAAUCUUCGCGUUUUGUUACUGCCAUUUAUUAUUUUGUUGCAAAAUAAACAUUCUCCACUUGCUGAAAAUGGUAAAAAUUUAUUAAGCGCCUAGCCUCGAAUAAGGGCCCACUCUCAAGGUCCAAAAGUUAAUUACAGGCAAAUUUAAGUAACAAAAUCAAUUUUUUGUCCACUUAUUGUCACAUUCAUGGGACCUCGGUCCCGCAGUAAUUAACCAAGAACUCUUUUUAAAGGACUCAACGCAUGCGCAUAAUUAGCUCGGUUACUUAAGAUGGCGUCGGNAAAAUGGUAAAAAUUUAUUAAGCGCCUAGCCUCGAAUAAGGGCCCACUCUCAAGGUCCAAAAGUUAAUUACAGGCAAAUUUAAGUAACAAAAUCAAUUUUUUGUCCACUUAUUGUCACAUUCAUGGGACCUCGGUCCCGCAGUAAUUAACCAAGAACUCUUUUUAAAGGACUCAACGCAUGCGCAUAAUUAGCUCGGUUACUUAAGAUGGCGUCGGUGUGCUGAUUGUUAAUUGUUUGAGUUUCAGAAGUUGUUAAAUAGUUUUGUAGGUUUAGUGGUGUACCUUUCUACAUUCAUCUAUCACUGCAAAUACAUCAGUGGAAAUCACUAAAUAAUAGCAGUAUUAUUCUCAUUAAUUAAAGGCAAACCGAUUACACCCGUGAUAGACAACAAAGGGUCGGAAAUACAUGGUUGCAAAGUCAAUGUAACGUGGAGUAUAAAAGGAAUAUGCACCAUAACGAAGACCACUGUACGGUUAAGGGAGAUAAAACCACUAGGCGAUGAAGCUGAAUGGAGCGAGUUUAAGGUUCCUGCAACCACCUUUCAUCUUUUACCUCUGGAAUGCGACAGGGGGUAUGAAAUCGUAGUGUCUUCCUGGUUUGGAGAAGUUCAAAGUGACUGGUCAGUUUCUUGGAAAUUUAAAACCCACUCUGCAGGUGCGACAUUGCCUUUACACUAAACCAUAAUCACUGAAACCUCUGCGAACGCCCAUAAACUCACUUCUAGAGAAGCGGGCACUCGCUUCUGCUCCCUCAGAAGCCACGUGUAAAACAAAUCACGACGGAAUUUACCACAUGAGAGUCUUUAGACGUUUCAAGAACAACAAUAAAAAUGAACAGAUAAGCCUCCGCUUAUGGGGGGGUAAUCUAUAAGUUUAAUUCUUUUAGCGACCGUUCUCCUUCAAAUAGCCUGUCAUGACGUUUUAAGUUUACAUUUUUCAUGGCCAUCUCGAAUUUUGGGUCUAAGUUGGCAAAUUGGCGAUGAAACCAGCAAAAAUGUAACAACUUCUUUUAUCGAAACCAUUUUCACUGAAAGAGGUAAAAAAAAGCUUUUUAAAACCUUUUUUUCAUCAUUGAGAAAGAGGUUAUGAACGAUCAAAGUCAACCCGGGUGCUUUGUUCAACCCCCCCCACCACUCCUCAUUUCCCCCGCCCCCCCCCCCUCUGCCCCUUCCCAACCUCACACCGAGAACACAAACCUCAAGAAAACAAAACACCCAUUGAUCACUAGCCAACAAUAAUGCAAGAAAUCUUUUUUUUUGAGCCCUCAUCACAUGUGUCAAGUUUAGAGGAGGUGGAAUACUAUUCAACCCCCCCCCCCCACCCCUAAUUACCCACCCCCCGCCUACUUGCCCAGCUUGCAAAACUAAGCGAGAAGAACAAAACUGAUGUGACACAAUCUUGACUUGAACUCUCGAACAAGUCUGUAUACAGUAAAUGCUUGAUUGGCACCCAGCUUAGGGCAGCAGCUUCCCUCCCCCACUUCCUCCUCCCGACCUCUCAGGCCUAAGUACUAAUGGUGUAUUUCAUAGAACUUAUCCUAAAACAGGAAAACAUUCUGGAUUACUCUGUAAUAAACUUUUCAAAACGAUCGUUCUGUUUUUAAAGAUGUUACAGAGAUGACGUCAAUGCAAUAAUCCACAUUGUUGGCAGGAGAUAAAUUAUUGUUUUUGGUUUAUUUUGUUACGUUUUGUCUCGUUUUGUUUGUUUGUUUAUUUGUUUUUUUCCUUUGUAGAAGAAAUUCUAAGAAAGAUUUGACAGACGAAAAUUGUCACAUGAUUAUCAUUUGUCUUUUUCCUUGAAAAACAACUUAAUUUGGAAAGUGCGGGAUAUGGUGACUGAGAAAUGAAUUCUUCGAUUUAAUUUCCUCGUGUAAGGAAAUAAGUCUUUCAUCUGCUCCUGUAAACUUUUUCAUGAGGAGAGCCCCGGGAGCUUCAGCAGUUACGACGGCGAGAGCGGCGAAAACAUCACUUUAAAAACCAAACUCACGCUUUUUCAAACUUUAUCGCUCUUACUUCGGCUCCAUCCCGUUUAAGUUGCGAAAUGUUGGCCGAUAUUCAUACUUUAGAAAAGAAAAUCGCUGUCAUGUGUUCAAAUCCUCCAUAAACGUAAAAUUUGGCAGUCUCACGCCGUGGUCGUAUAAUGACGGCGAAGAACUGGAACGUUACUAAAACGGGGGAAUGGGGAGUAGAGAACGAGAGCAAGGGGAACGGAAAAAAUGAAAAGUGGGGAACAAACAGAGAAUUAGAAAUGAAUUCGCUGAGUGGGCUAGGGUUGAAGUUAGGUUUUGUUGCCAUUUUUCAUUUUCUCGUUCCCCGUGGUCGUUCACUGUUUUAGUAACAUUCCAGAGAACUGUGUAAAAAAGCGUGUUUGCAAGUGCAAAGUUGUUGUUCUGCUAAUACCGCUGACAAACCAAAUGCCUUUAAUUUUUGCCCUUCUCGUUGCCUUUUCGCUUAACCGAAAACGUCUGCCAUUACUCUUGUUAUUGUAAUUAUUCUGAUUUAUGCCCUCCGAAAUAUAAUAGGAAUGAUGAAAACAAUAAAAAAAAAUUAAGAUUAUACGCGAUUCGUAUAUAUUUGUAUCCCAGAACAAGGUUAAUCAAACAAAUCCUAAACAGGUGCCCUAAUCCCACCGCUCCUUACUGAAUAUACGUCCGUUACAUUCAGGGUAACUAGAAUCAUCCAAAAAUAACGCUUCUUUAUAGCGAAUGCUAACAACUCUCCUCACACAUCAUAGUAAUUAAUCAUGCCGCCAAACAAGCAACUAGUGAAUUAUUUACAUGAGCUUACUUCCUCACACGAUCGUACGCUCAAGUAGGUUAAAGCCUGAGUCUAAGUCAUUUAUGAUUUUUAUGUACAGUUUCCAAAACCUAUGGUUAAAGACAUCCACAAGGGACAAUUAUGGUGAGGUAAACUAAACUUGAAAAAUAUGAAAAAAAUAUCAUUUGGUCACGUAAUCGACAACGCCCUCCAUUGUGAGAAAAUUGUAAGCAAAACAAGUAGCUCCAGUUUCUAUGUAUCAAAACAUUGUCCCUACAAAGUGUCUACGAAAUCAGCUCGGAAUGGUUCGAAGCAUUACAAUUAGCAGGUGCAAUUGGGCUCACUGACUAGUCCCAGUCCUCCUCCAAUUAAAAUUAUCGACAGGAGAAAGACGUUUAUUGACCUCGCCUCAUUCCGAUUGUUUUUACAUGAAGACUAGUAGUAGUCACUUUUUGGACCUACUGAAGGAAAACGGUCCACUCUCUUUCUGGUGGUUAUUUCGACUUAAAGGAUUUCUCGAUAAAACAGGACGUGGCUGGUCACGUGAUGCACUUAUAAACAAUUUUUUAAAUGAAAUUUGAAGAUAUCUUGGUUAUAAUUGGCCUUAAAUUGUCAGUCAUGGGAUAUCUUGAAAAUACUGUACGUUAUACCACCCGCCUUUAAAAAUUCUGAAAACUCUGUAAUGACCCAGGCCUUAAUCGACUUGAGCGAAAUGAUUUGCCGGCACUCACCAAGAAUCCACUUGAACUGACCUGUCAAGUCUUUCCCGUAUUUCUCGCUCUAGCUUAUUAUUUUCUUCAACUUUUUCUUCCUUCCUUAUUAACCAUUUUUCAAAAGCCAAGGGUUCAUCGCCAUAUACCAUGUCAAAUUCCAGGCUUUCAAAUUCUGAAGAAGGAAGCUAUCCCUUCAAAGAAGAGCUCCCAUCUCUUAAAUAAGCUGCCCCGGGUGCUACGUAAGCAUUAAAGCUACUUUUUUAAUCAUGUGUACAACUAUUACAGUUCUUAACAUUUACGAUUGCUUGUAUCCCUCAGUGACCAGCGAGGCUCCUACCAGUAAAAGUGAUCCUACAGGAGGCUCCCCUAUCCCUAAAAAUGAUACUGCAAAGAUUGCCUGGAUAACAUUGGGAGUUUCCGUAGCUCUCUCUGCAGCUGUGGUGGUGGGGAUAAUUGUCUACCGUAAGAGAGCAAAGAGGAAUAAACGGUAUUUCAUUCAACUGUUAUUACCACUCAAAUUUAGAAUAUUAUGCUUUGUUGCUGAAUUGUACCAUGAUAAAAAUAUACAUACGGAAUAGGCGAUAUUGUUUUUAUGUAAGUGUCUGAACAUGUCUAUCUCGUGUCUUACUCACUCCCAAGCCACAAGUGACCUUUCUUACAGGCCAAGGCAGUGUAUCUUUUGAAUAAAUUGUAUCAACUAGGAAGCCGUCCCUGAUUUAAGCACUACCACAAACCCAUGAUUAAUGACGAGAAAUUUCAUUUACAUUCAAUUUGCACUUUGAUCCAGUGAGUCCGACAUAACUGAGCUUAUGUUGCUGGAAGUCCCACCCGAACGGGUUACUACCAUGGAGGAACUGGGACGAGGUGCUUUUGGAAUAGUUUAUAAGGGCGUGAUGAGGGGGCUACCUGAAAAUAUGACGUCCUCGAAACCCAAGGAUCACAGUUUGGAUUCGCAUGAGGGACGUAUUGUUGCUACAAAAGUUCUACCAGGUGCGUGAAUUCAGAAUAUGGAAAAAAGAUUUACUGAAGUUAUACUCUUAACAGGUUUGAAUUAUUUAAUCCUAUAGGCAGCAAAUAUUAUAUCGUGGAAAACAGCAUCUCAAUACCCCAAUCAUUCACAGGGUGGUGUACCUCAGGGGUCCAUUUUAGGUCCUUUUGUUUUCUCCUAUGUAUGUUAAUGACCUCCCAUUUUUUUCUAUCUCUAGAACGGCUCAACAGAAUUCUUUUUAAACCUCAUCACAUAAUCUUCAUGAUGUACAUAAUAAUGUCUGAAACUUUCAUUGAGAUGAAUAGUGCAACACCUUGAAAUUUCAAGACAAGCCUAGCCUACGAACCGGCCAAAAAGCCGCGUUAAAACUGUUUUUAUACUAAUUUUUCCGAAUUAAUGCGGACCAAACAUACCUCCAUGAAUAGUACAUUCGAGUGCGAAUAUUGUUAAUGUUUUACAUUCAAAAGAUGCAAUAAAAUUCAAACUGAAAUGUACUAGUCAUUGAAGUAUGUAUGGUCCGCAUUAAUUUAGAAAAAAUUAGCAUAACGUCAAAACAGCGAAUGUUGUAACUCGAGCCGUUCUAGAGAUAUACAGAAAAGCGCUAAAAAUCAAAAUUUAGAAAAAGUUGCACUUAGAUAGGUGGUGAGGUAACAGUUUAAUAGUUUGCAGAAUCGCAUGAAAGAAAAUACACCAAAAUUUCCGAGCAGCGAAAUAUGAUAUUAAGCAUCAUUCUGACGCUACUUAAAAUCAAUUUGAGUUAUUUAGAACUUUUAUAUUUAACAAUUUAUCACGGCUACUGAAAAUAUAAGGUUUGAGUUACAUUUAAGUUUUAUUUCAAAUCAAACAUACAGAAUUCUUUUGUUUUGAUGGAGGUUAUUUGCUAAGCACCACACUUUAAGUUCCUGGGAACGGAUUUUCACUAGCAGGUCGAGAUCGCGCAAAAUUUGGUUUUUAUCGAUUUCAAAGUUUCUUGUUGAUUGUGGCCAUAAUGAUAUAGAUUUGACUUAAAACUGCAUUUGGACAAACUUCAAUCUAGAGUUAAAAUCAGUGGCGAAAAUUUCAUAGCGAUCGGACAAGGAUAAAAUCACUGUUAAGGCGAAUGAAAAAUAUCGGUAUGGUCACCGAAAAGCUGUAUCGAAACACCUUAACUCCGACCUAAAAUCAUCAUUUGUUUCAAACUUGCAAACCGGUUAGGAGUUUACGAUCAUGAACAUGAACUUGCACUGUUAAUGACAGCCAGAUCAAGGUUAAAAUUUAAUCGAGCGAUCAUGCUUUUUUGUUUUGUACCCUAAACUUUGGAAUGAUAUUCUCCAGAGCACAUAGAGUGUAAAAUGGAGUUUGAAUAUUCGUUCUUCUAAGAGCAAUCUUAAAGCUUUAAAAACUUCUAGGCGUUAUUUUUAUUUCGCGUUUUUUUUUAACAAUUGUUUUUGUAAUGUAACGAGUUACUGCUUUCUAGUCGUUUAAGUUUAAAACAUUUAUUGUAAAGCACCUUAGAGCUUGAUGAUGAUAAGGAUGAUGGUGAUGAUGAUGACGAUGACGAUGACGGUGCGCCGUAAUCCCUUCAUGAAACCCAACUACUGGGAUAUCCCUGUCUAUGCAGAGUCAAUGAAAAUGAUCCAAUUGUAUAGAUACGUUAGGAUUACAAAUGUACACUCAAGGAAAGUCAUAUUACUGGAGAUGAACUGCCCGUGGGUAGAGAAUAGGGAAGCAGUUAAAGAACACAAAACGUGGCGGCUAGAAUUAAAGAGACAAGUUUCCGUAGCAUUUACGUAGGUCACAGUUACUGGAUUUUUAUAAAAUGUCUCUUUUUUUUUUUCUUUUUUUUUUUUUCAGAAAAUGCCAUGGAGCAGGACAAACAGCAGUUACUUCGAGAAAUUGAGCUGAUGAAGGAAGUCGGAACACACCGUAAUAUUGUGAGCAUGCUCGGCUACUGGAUCCAAUCACAUCCCAUUAUGUUAAUUAUGGAAUAUGUUCCAAACGGAGAUCUUCUUCAGUGGCUCAGAAACAAAAGGCAACAGGUAUCAUUACUUUAUCAGCUGUAUCAAUAAAAAUUUGCUGCCCCCUCUUUUUGGCUUUUGUUUAAAGAAAUCCCUGCUCUCCAUUUGCAGUAGCUCUGCGCCUAAGUACUAUUUAUAGAACUAAAAAAAAAAUACCCAAAAAUUUGUGUUAAAAACGGAGUUAAUUAAGUCAAGCCUGUCCCGGUAAGAAAAUAGGAUUAGUUUAGGUUUCUGGGAAACUGUCCACCUAUCCCUCCCCUAAGCCAACAAUUUUCCCUAAGUGAGAAGUAAGUGUUUUGACAUUAAAAUGCUAUCUUUGCGGAGGGGUAGGUGGUCAGAAAAGAGACAAAACUUGACUUUUCGAACAUUUCCCCCAGGGAAACUGCCCUACCGCCCAAUAGCAUGCUGGUCUCCAUCCUUCUGUGUUGAUCCUUAGAUAGGGUACCGUUAUUCUAUCAGGUAAAAUUCAAGUGCGUAAAUGCCCAGCCCCCAAAAAAAUCAUCUGUUAAAACUGAACUUUACCCUAGAGCUUAUUAAGACCGCGAUUUAAGGAACUUUUUUUGUGUUUCGAUUUAUUUUUAGUUUUUGUUUUUCCUUGAACUGGGCCUCUUUCCAUGAAUGGGUCUUAAAUAGGAUAUUAGUUUUGCUUGUCCCAAGUAUCCGAAAGUUUUGGGAGUAUCCCCCCCCCCCCGGUGGGCGUUACCCUUUUCCAGUCAGAAUGAAUCACGGGAUUACUUAUAGUGGAGCUACCCUAUUGUUUGAACAUGGCAACAAGACAAGAAUAGUUUACUUCAAGGAACGCUUUUCAUUCUAGUAAUUUACUCAUUUUUUUUUCAUUUGCCCAUGUAUUCACCAAUAGCUGAGCUCCGCCGUUUAAUAAACCGUCCUUGAUUCGAGCUGAGCGAUUUUAGACCCGAUAAAACAUGAGCUGCGAGUUUAUUAAUAAUUUGUACACCUUCAAAAAUUAGAAUACGAAAAAAACAUUACGUAUGAAAUUAUUAUGCAAGAAAAUCAAAUCUAACACGUGUUUGGAAAUUGCCAGUCUACGAAUGACACUAAUCGAAAAGGCGAUGGCGUCUUCUCCGUCUGGAAAAGCCUUUUGAUUUUUAAGGCUCCUUCUCUCCUUCAAUUAGCUUUUACCAUCCCCAAAGUCCACAAGUUCAGUGAAAUAGUAGUCUUUGAAAAACUUUUUCUGGAAUGGCCGAAUAGGUAAACAAAAAUCCAAUACUCUAGCCUUGUUAUUCCGACUGGGAAAUCUUGAGUAGAACGCUUGGACACUGCUAUAGCCAAUAUUACCGCUAAGUCACUGAACUUUCGGCUGAUUAAACUUGUGAAAGAACAAAGUUUAAUUUUGCGCAAUAGUAAAUUUACUGCGUGUCGUAUUUUCAGUUGUGUAGGAGCUGCUCGUAAGGUCUCCCCUGAUUGGUUGCAGAAAAUUAUGACAUGUGAUUCUUUCAAUUGUUUCAGUAUUGUCUGGGGUUAGGGUUAGGUACCGCUAGUGACCUUUCCUCCGAUCGAGCAGCUGCUAAAUGACCCCUUAUUUUGAAAGAACAUUAAAUAUUCACCCACCAUGUGUUGUGUCAGUUACUGUGCAGGUAUAGUCCAGUGGCAUUAUAUCCGAUAGAACACUACAUACUAAUAACGGGAGGUCUUAUCAGAUAUAAUGUCACUGGCAUUGAUGUAUUAUAGACCAUUUGAUAGGUCAUUGGGCUUAUGAAUUAUUAAUGAGUUUUUGAACGUCUGUUUAGUAAUCUUUCAAUUCUUAGAGAUUCCUUUGGAAAGGGUAAAAAUAUUUCGGCUAACCAACUGAUGGUGUUGAAUUUGUUUCUGUUGACAAAACCGUUUCAGACGGAAUUCAUUUCAAUAUUUUUUGCAGCUUACAAUGAAAAACAGUCGUCAAAGUGAUGUCGUUGAAAGGCUUAAGCCUCCUGUUCCUGAGAGGCCGAAAUUAGUGUCCAGGAACCUGCAAACAAAAGAUGUCCUGGAUGAAAACCUGAAAGAGGAGAACAGGGAAAGAGAUAACGAAGAAAGUGGAAAAGAAGGUGGUUAUCAUUCCCGCGAGACGAAGGAAAUUAAAAUCGACGUGGACGACGAUGAAAGAGAAGUUCCAAUCAACGAUGCGCCUCAAUCUGAGAUGGAACCUCCUUGCUUAAACCUGGGUUACGAAGAUGACAAGGAGGAAGAAGAAAGUGACGAUGUCAACACGUCAUUUCAACAUAAUGAAGGACAAAAGGGGCUGGUUACGUCGGUGAUGGUGUUACCUUCGAUCAAUAUUGCCCAUUUCUCCAAAAAAAAAGAGCUCACUCUUGCUGAGCCGUUGAGAAACGUCGAAGAAAAGAUCACCAUCGAGAAAGAAGAAGUCAGCUGUGAGGGCAAGGAAGAUGAUGAAGAAGACAUUUCUAGGAAAGAAGUUCUAUGUUAUGCGUGGCAGAUUGCUAAAGGGAUGGUAAGAACUUUUUCUACUGAAGAAUGUCUUGAGCAAGUUAGUCAUCGUUUGCAAAUCCCAAAAAUCUGCCUCUUCCCCGUAUUUAAAAUACUUUACUACUAGUUUUUCUGUGUCUGAAAGUAUUAUGCUAUGCGGUCAUGAGAAGGCAGAUUUUUCAAGCAUUCAAAUUGCUGCGUUGAUUAUAGCAGACCAUUAUAGGGCUAACUACUAUCUUGCUAAAUUGUUCGUGAAAAAAAAUUAAAAUUGAGCCAUUUGAUCUUAAAAAAAGGUCAAAAACCAGUUUUUUUAUAGCCCGAGAAGCCUGAAAAUCACAUGGAGCCGUCGUGAAGGUACCUAUUGAAAAAUCAGGUCUGUUCGUAUUUUUUAAAAGGUGUCUAAUGAAUACGGCCAUAUGACCGAAUAAGGCUAAGCUAUCAUUUAUUUAAUUUGAAUCGCGCAAGCUUGACAUUCAGGGACGUAGCCAGCUUUUUGGCUAGUUUAAGCCUGGCUGACUUUCAUUUCCACAUAUCCUGAAAAUUGUACGCAUGACCAGUACGCACUGACCUCACCAACAGUUUGUGCUCUUGUGUUUUUUCAGCUGACUCCAACAACGCAUAAUUUAUUACAAGCGGUAGAGUGAUCAAUUCAAAAAUUUGAAGGCCCAGGCCUACAGGGCUAUGGGCUGGCUACGCCCCUGAGAAAAGAAGGGAAAUAAAGGAAAGAAAAAACAAUGGUUAAAUUUGUUUUCGGAACUGGGAGACUGAGCAGCAAGGACUUUCUAGAUAAAUACUCCCCUAAUCGGAAUCUUGGAAAGCACAAUAAACGGUCUGCAAGUGGAACUGAUAGCUGAAAUUAAGAGAUUGCUUUUUUUAAACGGCCACCAUGAUGGUAUUUGCUAACUAUUGUAAGCUCAAUUGAUAUAUCUGGUGGCUCAGCUUUAUAUUUGGCUUUUGGUUUUAGCAAAUAACACCCUCCCGGUGAUCCGCACAACUCUGCCUCAUCCAAUAAUUGCUGUUUAUUCAUUGGUACGAAUGAACCUUUUUUAACCAAAAAUUCUAAUUUCUAAAUGAAUAAUGUUCACUGAGGUAUGCCGUUUUCGGGUGACUUCGAAAUAGAAAUCAGCAGUAUAGUAAGAACCAAUAGUUUUUUUUUUUGUUUUUCGGGCGUGGCAGUCUAAGGAGGGCUUUAUUCCACUCACCUUAAGUCUCCCUGAAAAAAAAACAUUUAAUUAAGCGUUAACAGGUGUCAACGGGCUUUCGUCCGCGGUUGAAACUUUAACUGAAAACCAUAUUUUUCAGCCAAUAUUCAUCCCUUCGAGUUAUCAAGGGUAAAAUUGUAUGAAAGUGAUCUGAAGAGAAACAAAAAUUACUUCGAGUGCGGGAGUUUCGAGUUAUCGAGGGUUCGAGUUACUGACGGUGAAUUACAGUAAAGGAAAUCCAGGGAAAAUCGAUUCUGGUUCGAGUUAGCACAAGUUUCAAGUUAGCGAGGGUUCGAGUUAUCUGGAGUCGACUGUAAUUCACUUAGCUUGUUCAACUUUGACUGCUUUUUGUGCUGAAAAGUAUACGUCCCGGGGAUUUCUUGGCCAAUUCCUUAAUUUGUUUCUUGUUUUCCAACAGCUGUGACGGAAAUCCUCCCUCCAUUCUUCAUGAAUAGACCGACGAUCACUUCCCCCAGCUCUCCAGACCGUUUGCCAGGCAGAGCUUGCAGUAGCCUGUUCCAGGCUCUCAAUAGUAGGGGUGGCAAUGGCAAACAUAAGGCAAAAAAGCGUAAGGCACCGGCAAAAAUAUAAAUUGAAGCGUAUGUAAUCUAAGAAAAAGGGGCGGUGGCGGCUAUCUUUGAGCCUGGAACAGACGUUUCAUUGUACUUGGUUGCUUUUCCGCCAGAUAGUUAAACCAGUCGGGAGUUCGUUUACAACGAUAUCCCGAUUAAACUGCUACCCUCCUGCCAUAUCGUAAAAUCGAGCUUCCAUUUUAAUUUCAUAUUGGAAAUUUUUUGUUCAUCUUAAGGUAUCUGGUAACUAAAAAUUGUUUGAGAAAUAAUUUCGUCAUUUCUGUACCAGGAAUACUUGGCCAGCAAAGGAUUCAUUCAUCGUGACCUGGCAGCCCGUAAUAUCCUACUUGGUGAGGACAGAGCGGUGAAGAUUGCUGAUUUUGGUUUGUUACGCCACGUAAAUGAGAGUGAGAUAUACGAAGUUACGAGCGUACACAAGCUACCAAUGAAAUGGAUGGCACCUGAAGCGUUGGAAAGCGGCAUUUUCACUUUCAAGACUGACGUGUAAGUUUAUGUUAACGAGGUCACUGUUAGGCCAAGCUUAGGCUUCCUGUAAUGCAGUGUGAAGUUGAGAUUUUGGAUGACAUAGACCUUGCAAUGUACUGUUUAGAACUGUCUGGAAAAAAAAAGAGCACAAUUUUGAUCAUGACACUGUCUACAGUAGCGGUCAUCACUAUAUCUAAAGAAAUACUCAAGUGUUUGGAAAACAUUAGCCUGUUCCAGGCGUGAAACUUGAAAAUAAGAUAUAUAAACAGAAACCUUGAGCCGAUGAAGUUAAUCUGAGACUAUCUUUGGUCCUAGAUUCCACGCUCCACAUCCCGCAUUCCAGAUACUAGAUUCCGGAUUCCAACUCAGUGUAUUCCAGAUUUCAAAAGGCCUAGAUUCCAGAAUUUCAUAGUUAGCAGGAUUCUGGAUUCCAAACAAAAAUUUCUUGGAUUACCAUCCAUGGGGCGAGAUAAACAACACUGAUAUUUCUAUGAAUUUAUUUUUUGCUAUUUCUUUAUCUGCUUCCUUUUAUUGCAGAUGGUCUUUUGGAGUUGUUUUGUGGGAACUAGCCACCAUGGGUAAGCUAGUUUUAUAAAUCUUUGUAUACUGAUGCUGGUAGAAUAAUACUCUAGUCAUUUUCCCAUACCCGAGGGAAUUGAGAGGAAUCCCCCAUGACCGUAGUUUGGGAAAAGCUGACUGUUCAGUUUUAGGAUAGCAGUCACUGGAGAAUCGAACCGUUUUAUAAAAGAAGCCAUCGUUGCAUAAUGUCGUGAUUGCUAAACAACUAGAAAAAAAUAAUAGGUUAACUUCCGCCGCUCUCCCAGCCGUCUUUACCGGGGAGGAGCGCAGGCUCAUAAUAAUCCAGCCUAUAAGUCAUACCCUUAACCACAACUUGACCUGAUAUCACGUGUCACUUGGCAAAAUGAAUACUCAGUAAUGCUAAACUUGUACAUUACGUUAUUUCAAUCCCUCCCGGAGGUUGGUAAAUUGAUAAUACACGAUGGACAUUGAACUGAGUGGAGAGCAAUUUGGUCUGAAAUCAUAUGCGUGAUUUCGCGCGCGAGUUCGAUUUGAGAUCAGAAGUAUGAUUUCAGACUAAAAUUGCACGACACAAAGUGAAAUUAUCACUUUAUUACAGCCAUUUUGAAAUCGCAGAAUUCAAUCCGUAUCAGCAGUGAUUGGCCGUGGCACCAGACAAGUUAGCUCGUUAUCACCCAUACUCGUUAACAUAUAUUCUGAAGCCAUGCUAAGAGUUGCUUUAAGUGAUAAUAAUUAAUUAAUAUUUAUUGCUUAUAGCGCGCAAAUUAACAUUCGAAUAUGAUCAAAUGCGCCUCACAUCUAAGAUACCUAAAAACUAUAAACAACAGCAAAAGAAAACUAUAUACAUCAUAUAAAAACUAAAAAUACAUCAUAAAAAACUAAAUUACAUCAUAUUAAAAAUAAGAUAAUGAGCAACUAAAUUAGAUAAAAUUAACAGAAAGCCAUACGAAACAAAAAAGUCUUAACCUUAGUUUUAAAAGUGUUAAAACAUGUCUCGUGUCUGAUUUCACGAGGGAGUGAAUUAAGUAGUGUGAAUGAAGGUAUUCGAGUGGGAGGUCAUCUCAUUAAGACAGUGCACUUUACGGAUGAUCAAGCAACCUUAGCUAGUUCAGUUAAAGGUCUGCAACUUAUGAUGGGUAAAAUGCAGGAAAACGCGGGUGAAUAUGAUAUGAAGAUCAAUGUUAAAUCAGUAAGAGGCCUGGUGAGGAAUUCACGAUCUUUCUUGAGGGUAAACAAUUAAGUCAACAAUCGUCGCACUUUAACUACUUUGCGAGCCUUAUAACACAGGAUGGAUCCUGUGAAAAAUAAAUUAGAUCGAGAAUAGCCUUUUUUUUUUUACUAAAAAAGAACUGCUGACAAAAGCCUUCAGCGCGCUAGCCUUUGCCUGAAGAAGAGAAUUAUAAAGACUGUCAUCUGGGGUACUUUUCUGAAUGGAGACGAAUGAUAGACCUUAAAGAAAGAGGACGUAUGUAUGUAUGUAUGUAUGUAAAUCUUUAUUUAAACACGGGAAAUCAUCAGUUAAGCUUAAGUUAAAAACUAAAACUAAUUACAACUGCUUUACAUGACUGCCGUGUGGGAAUCCGAUAUAUCAGCUACCUUCUUGAUAUUUCGCUUAAAAUGCUCAACGGAUGUAGCGUUUUUUAAGUUUUUGGGCAAGUUAUUCCAUAACAUGGCCCCGCUGUAAGAGAAGCUUCGUUUCAAAUAAUUGGUGUUUGGUUUGGACAGGGUCAGCCUUCCCUCAGAGUUUCUUAAGUUGUAAGCAGAGUGACGCUGAGAGAAAAGACUUUGUAGAUAUUUUGGAGCAAGGUCAUGCAUGGUUUUAUACAUCAUUAAGGCUUUUUGUUUCUUUCGUCGAAGAGAUAGCCUCUCCCAGCUGAGGGUGGAGAGAAGGUGGUUUGAGCUCGCAUCAAAGGGUGAUUUAGUAAUAACUCUGGCUGCACGAUUCUGUAAUUUUUGGAGCUUAUCACUCAAGUAACCACUCAAACAGUCCCAGACGGGGCUGCAGUAAUCAAAAUGAGGCAUAAUUAAAGCGUUAUAAAUUUGAAUUGCAGUAUCUUUGGAUAUAAAGGGCCGCACACGUUUUAGGGCGCCUAUAGCUGAAGAGACUUUCUUGCAAAUCUCUUCAACGUGUUUACCCCAAGAGAGUUGAGCAUCUAUGGUAAGACCCAAGGAUUUGGUAUGAUCGGCUCUCUUGAUAAUUUGGUCAUCAAUUCUGAUUUCUAUAUCGUCACAUUGGGCAGAUAGUCUUUGUCUUGAUCCAAUAAUCAUUAGCUCUGUUUUAGCAACAUUUAGACUGAGCCUGUUAGCUUUCAGCCAACAGCUAAGGUUAUUUAAUUCAGGGGUUAGAGCUAGCUUAAGCUCUGUUAACGUCUUAGCAGAUAACGUAAGGUUGGUGUCAUCGGCAAACAUUCGUGCGAAGGCUGAGAGCUGUGGGAUGUGGCUUUGGAGAAAGGUUUUUUAACAUAACUUGGUCUGACAAAGUCUGUAACGAAGAAGUAUUGAGGCGUGUCUGUUAUCAACAGAAGACAGAGAGUCUGGCUUGGUCAAACCCUACGACAUGGUGAUCAUGUUCCCAUUAGUUAUUUAGGGAAGAAUACCAGGAAAGAGACCACCUAGAAGACCUCGAGCGGGAAUGCUGGAUAGAGUGAAGGAUGGCAGCUCUUACGUAGCGGUCAAGAGGCGUACCUUAGAUCGAGAACCAUAAGGAAGGACUUGCCUGUGGACAUAUCAAAUAGCCUGUUGAAAAGCGGAAACAAAAGGGCUUUUACAUCUCAUUUCGUAUUCGAAACAGAAAUUAUGCGAUAUAAAGCAAGGUGGGACGGUGCAACGUGGUUUAGAACAGAUGUGAUUGUGUGAUUCGUAAAUAAAUCACACUGCUGAUAGCCAAUCAGAUUGCAGGGAUCACCAGCGAUUUUAAAAUGAAAAAUUAGAAAAGCCUGAUAAUCUUUGAUAAGACAGCACUGAUCUUUAUUCUGUUAUUUUAGGGGGUACUCCAUACCCUGGGAUAAGCCCUAUGAGGCUAUGCAGUUUACUUAAAUCUGGAUAUCGGAUGGAGAAACCCAACACGUGCAGCGAUGAAAUGUAAGUCAGAAUAGAAAUAAUAAAAGACGUACGAAAAGAGGGUACGAUGAAGAAAUACUUUCAUAGUCCUUGAAACAGUUCUUUUUUUCUAAAAUUGUCAGCCUUUUCCAAGGAGUGGAAUCUGCAGCGUGCCUCUUUCCUUUACGUUGCCCAUUCUAAAAAGAGCCUAUAAAACAUAAGUGUCUUCAAUAUUCAAAGUAAACGGAGACAUAUCUUUGUGUAGUGGUAUUUUAAACUAUGGCUUCCUGUUUCAACAGAUACAAAUUGAUGAUGGACUGCUGGAAGGAGGAUCCAAAUGAACGACCCUCAUUCGUUCAACUAGUACCGAUACUGGAAGAGAUGAUGACACAAGAUACCCCUUACUAUUAUUUCAGACUACUGGAUCAGAACCAGCCAUGUUACCGUGAGGCAUCUGCCACUAACACCAGUAAAGCUAAUACUCUUGAUACGAAGCUGUAA